This is a messenger RNA of Drosophila busckii, 648 nucleotides long. RefSeq names its product ryncolin-1. The transcript is spliced from 3 exons. Lineage: Eukaryota; Metazoa; Arthropoda; Insecta; Diptera; Drosophilidae. Bases 1 to 648 code for a protein of 215 amino acids. The record is from RefSeq and is a predicted model, not a curated record.
AUGGAGCUGCAGAUCAUAUCGCUUCGCUGUGAAGAGGCAACAGCUUUCAGUCGCCGCAGCGGCGUUUAUCAGCUGCAGUUGCCCAGCUACAGUGAAGCUCCAUUUAUUGCAAGCUGUGAUGAGCACACUCAGGGUGGAGGCUGGACUGUUGUGCUGCGACGUCAGGAUGGCAGCGUGGACUUUUUCUUGUUCUGGCAGGACUAUAAGCAGGGCUUUGGCAACGUGCAGGGCGAGUUCUUUAUUGGCUUGGACAGAUUGCGCGCUCUAACCAAAAAUAAAGAUCAAGAACUGCUCAUCGUUAUGGAUAAUAACGAGGGAGUCCAAAAAUACGCAAAGUACAGUCAUUUUGCCAUCGAUAAUGAACAAAAUAAUUACAAGUUGAGUACUUUGGGUGUCUACACUGGAGAUGCUGGAGACUCUUUGAAAUUUCAUUUGGGCUAUCGGUUUUCAACGCGCGAUCGAGAUAAUGACAAGGAUAAGAAUAAUUGUACUAACCUUUGUACGGGCGCUUGGUGGUACGUCUCAUGUCAUGCUAGCAAUCUGAUGGGCAAGUACAAUGAUAUUACCAAUGGCAAAGGCAUUAACUGGGGUGAUCCUAGUGCCUCGUUGAAGCGUGUGAAAAUGUUAAUUAGAAAGCGAAGAACAUAA